AUGCGGAGGAGACCCGGCGAGGCCUGGGGGCCUGUCCCUGGCAGCGUGACCAGUGUCUCUCAGGAGAAUUUAUGUUACUGGAAUUUGGAUUCAGAGGCGCCGGCUCCUGAGAAUAGAAACCUCCCACGCAGAAGGAACGGCGCGGCCGGUGGCAAAAUUGAAGAGCUGUGCGCCCUGAGUCGCGCUCUGCCCAGCUCCCCAGCCGGCGUCCGGGUUGGCUGUCUCCCUGCGCUGCCCAUGCCAGCGCUCUCCUGGCCCUACGCAGAUGGAGACUUCUUUCAGGGCAGAGAUGAGCUCCAGAUGAAUGCAAGCUCCACCACAGAGAACAACAGCGAAGCUCUACAGGCUCCAGUUUGCCACCUGAGCUAUGCAAACUGCAGCAUGGAAGAAAACUUAACAGAUGAAAGUGAUUUAUCGGAGAACGAGAAGGCAAAUGACACAGCACUUGGCUACUUCAAGGUGGACCUGGAUUUAAAGCCAGAAACAAUAGCCAGCGUGGAGGAAUCCUUCAGGGAGGAGUCCAGCGAAGCAUUUCUGUAUCCUGAUUUCCUUCCUUCUCCCUUUGAUGCUCUGGACUUGCACAAAUUGGCCCUCUCAAAAUGUGACACUUGGAAAGCAGCAGGAGCAGCUCUAGACGGCUCUACCGAGCGCCUGAUAACGCGGCUCCUGGAGCUGGAGAGACUACAGCACACGACUAUUCAAAAGGAGAGGCCGAGACUCCAAAUGCUGUCCUGUGGUGCAGCGGCCUCCGAACAACCAUCCUGCUCCAAAGCUACGUCGAAGGUGAGACAGUCAAAGCGUCCUGAUUCUGUGAGUCUUCAGACGUCUUAUGUAGAUAGAAGUCGAGAAAAAGCAAAAACCAAUUCUGGUUCUGGCAAGCCUGAACAAAACGCUACACGAUGGAACUGGAGCGACGUCCCCAAAUCUAAAUGGACCCCCAAAACACCACUUCUAAAAAGUCUGUCCACCACAAAACAACUGAGUUCACCUUAUGGUGACAUCCAGAGCCCGCAGAGUCCCACUCCGAUCUCAUGCCAAGAAGCCCCCUGCAAGCCUAGUGCCCCCCAGGCAAGCCAGUCACUGGUUAACAUGGCCUCAAGACGAUGCCUGCCACCCAGGUCUCCAAUACCAGUGUCAUCUAUAGCCUUGUCUUUUCCUGAAAAUCACAAGGAAGAAACAAAAACUCCAAGGACCAGAAAGAAAUUCCACCAAAGAACUAUACUACUAAAGAGACCGUUCUAUAUUCAGAAGCUGAACUGUUUGCCACCUUCCUUUAUAGGUAAGGGUAAGGGUACAUUCACUGACCAAAAAUAA
Octodon degus (degu) is the source of this 1314-nucleotide messenger RNA. RefSeq names its product family with sequence similarity 217 member A (gene Fam217a). The transcript has 4 exons. The record is from RefSeq and is a predicted model, not a curated record. NCBI's taxonomy places the organism in Eukaryota, Metazoa, Chordata, Mammalia, Rodentia, Octodontidae. Bases 1 to 1314 code for a protein of 437 amino acids.